Molecule: messenger RNA, 959 nt
Organism: Castor canadensis (American beaver)
Lineage: Eukaryota; Metazoa; Chordata; Mammalia; Rodentia; Castoridae
Gene: Rpl6
Product: ribosomal protein L6
Biological process (GO): cytoplasmic translation; ribosomal large subunit assembly
Cellular component (GO): ribosome; cytosolic large ribosomal subunit
Molecular function (GO): RNA binding; structural constituent of ribosome
Source: RefSeq, a predicted model, not a curated record
UAUAGACCGGAAGCCGGGAGCUUAGUUCUCUUUCCCAUCUUGCAAGAUGGCAGGUGAAAAAGCUGAGAAGCCUGACACUAAGGAAAAGAAACCUGAAGCCAAGAAAGCCAGCAGUGAUGGCAAGGCUAAGGGUGCCCCUAAGGCUAAAAAGCCCAAGAAGGGGAAGCCCCACUGCAGCCGAAACCCAGUCCUAGUUAGAGGGAUUGGUCGAUACUCUAGAUCUGCUAUGUACUCCAGGAAAGCCAUGUACAAGAGGAAGUACACUGCUGCCAAAUCUAAGGUUGAAAAGAAGAAGAAGGAGAAGGUUCUUGCUACCAUCACAAAACCAGUUGGUGGUGACAAGAAUGGUGGUACCCGAGUGGUUAAGCUUCGCAAAAUGCCCAGAUACUAUCCUACAGAAGAUGUGCCAAGGAAGCUGUUGAGCCACGGCAAAAAACCUUUCAGUCAGCACGUGAGGAAGCUGCGUGCAAGCAUCACGCCAGGGACCAUCCUGAUCAUCCUCACUGGGCGCCACAGGGGCAAGAGAGUGGUUUUCCUGAAGCAGCUGAGCAGUGGCUUGCUACUUGUGACUGGACCUCUUUCCCUUAAUCGAGUCCCUCUGCGUAGAACACACCAGAAAUUUGUCAUCGCCACCUCCACAAAAAUCGAUAUCAGCAGCGUGAAAAUCCCCAAACACCUCACUGACACUUACUUCAAGAAGAAGAAGCUGCGGAAGCCCAGGCACCAGGAAGGCGAGAUCUUUGACACAGAGAAAGAGAAAUACGAGCUUACAGAGCAACGCAAAGUUGAUCAGAAAACUGUGGACAGGCAGAUUUUACCAAAAAUCAAAGCUAUUCCUCAGCUCCAGGGCUACAUGCGGUCUGUUUUUGCUCUUACAAAUGGAAUGUAUCCUCACAAAAUAAUGUUCUAAAUGGGUUACCAAGAACCUAAUUAAAUAACUGGUAAUUUCUUUUGGUGUC